This is a messenger RNA of Talaromyces proteolyticus, 858 nucleotides long. RefSeq lists its product as uncharacterized. Bases 1 to 858 code for a protein of 285 amino acids. The record is from RefSeq and is a predicted model, not a curated record. The transcript is spliced from 3 exons. NCBI's taxonomy places the organism in Eukaryota, Fungi, Ascomycota, Eurotiomycetes, Eurotiales, Trichocomaceae.
AUGCUUAACCAACACUCCCAGGUGGGCAUUGCUCAGAUUGUCUUCUAUGUUCCGGCCGUCCUUGCAGCGAUAACCUUGUUUCUCUUUCGAAAACAAGUCAAGGGACUCCCACGCUUUGCGUGGUAUGUCCUUACCUUAUUCACUUUGGUUCGUCUUGCGGGCGGCAUAGUUGUCAUUCUAUACGAGAACAACUCCUCGUCCACGGGUCUGGCAAUCGCAUCUGUGAUCCUCCUCAAUGCAGGCGUAUUUCCAUGUAUUGCGGCUACAAUUGGGUUCAUCAAGAUCAUGUUGGUUCAAAACACAUUCCCUGAUCUAGUUUUUGCGACAACCUUUUCUAAGACAAUGCCCCACAGUACACACAUUGACUAUAAACAUGACCGCGUUUUACACUAUCUCGUCGUCACCUCCCGACUCCUCUUCCUUGCGGGCAUCGGCCUUCUUGUCGGUGGUGGCGUCCUGGAAGGAAACUACAAUGAUCAAAGCUCGGUUCAGACCGGAAUAAAACUCUCACGCGCAGGAUAUUGUGUCGUCGCUGCCUUUGUCGGAACCCUGCUCCUUUUUCUCGCGUUUUUCUGGGUGAAGAGACAGACAUUGUCCAGCACUAGCCUUCUGGUUCUUCGAGGCGUAACUAUGGCAGUGCCUUUUUUCAUUGUUCGACUAACGUAUGCCUUUCUCUCAGUAUAUCGUGGCGCCGAGGACAAGACUUGGGAUUCGCUGAGUGGGCCGAUUGCGCCAUUUUUGGUGAUGGGCUUGCUCAUGGAGUAUUUUGUUGUGGUGAUUUAUCUAUACACGGGCUUUAAGAUCAAGAAGACAGUCGAUGUUGUUCCUGACGGGGAGAUUUUGGCAUUAGCGAAGUAG